Molecule: messenger RNA, 1573 nt
Organism: Cyprinodon tularosa
Lineage: Eukaryota; Metazoa; Chordata; Actinopteri; Cyprinodontiformes; Cyprinodontidae
Gene: tnfaip1
Product: tumor necrosis factor, alpha-induced protein 1 (endothelial)
Exons: 7
Coding region: 267-1247 (326 amino acids)
Biological process (GO): proteasome-mediated ubiquitin-dependent protein catabolic process; protein homooligomerization; negative regulation of Rho protein signal transduction
Cellular component (GO): Cul3-RING ubiquitin ligase complex
Molecular function (GO): protein binding; ubiquitin-protein transferase activity
Source: RefSeq, a predicted model, not a curated record
AGUAACCAACUUGCUUAGUGACAACCUCUGGAAACAACAAUAGGAGGCGAACAAAUUUCACAGAAAUAGUUUUGCGGAACUUCGACAUAUUUAAAAUAAGCAGAAAUAUCAGGAUCCAGCUGUGGAGGAACUUUAACAGAAGAGGCGAUGGUUUCCAGGAAUGGUCUGGAGCAGUGAGAGGUGGCGCUGCCUCGUCAGUAGCUGUCAUCACGGCGGGGGAGCUCCGAACCUCCGUCUGCAGGGUUGUCAUCUACCUCCAAAGGGACAUGUCCGGGGACCCCUGCCCACCACACCUCCACACCCAGGAUGACCCCUGCUCCUCUCUUCCCCUCGUGGUUUGUCCCAAGACCAAAAGCUGCGGUCAUCGGGAAGCCAUGACUCCAGCCAACAAAUAUGUCCGCCUCAACGUUGGAGGGAUGCUGUUCUUCACUCCGCUGCAGGUGCUGACGCGGCAGAACUCCCUGCUGAAGGCCAUGUUCAGCGGGAAGAAGGAAGUCUUCACUGAUAAAGAAGGCUGGAUCCUGAUCGACCGCAGCGGGAAACACUUCAACAGUAUCCUGAAUUAUCUGCGUGACGGAACCGUCAGCUUACCCAAAGGACGGCAGGCUGUCCAGGAGCUUCUGGCUGAGGCAAAGUUCUACCUCCUCCAGGACCUUGUAGAGCUGUGCCAGACCACCCUGCAGGACAACAAAGAGCAACCGAUGUGUCUGAUACCUGUGAUCACUUCCUGUAGAGAAGAGGAGCAGCUCAUCCAGUCGUCCUCCAAGCCUGUUGUGAAGCUGCUGUACAACAGAAGCAACAAUAAAUACUCCUACACCACUAACUCUGAUGACAACCUGUUGAAGAACAUCGAGCUGUUUGACAGGCUGUCCCUCAGCUUCAACAGCCGCGUCCUCUUCUUCAAAGACGUGAUCGGAGAUGAGAUCUGCUGCUGGUCCUUCUACGGCCAGGGCCGGAAGCUGGCCGAGGUCUGCUGCACCUCCAUCGUCUACGCCACCGAGAAGAAGCAGACCAAGGUGGAGUUCCCUGAAGCCCGCAUCUAUGAGGAGACCCUCAACUCGUUGCUCUAUGAGACCAUGCCGCUGCCGGACAACUCCCUGCUGGAGGCCACGCGGCGAAGCUACAACAAUUGCGGCUCUCUGAGCGAGGAUGAGGAGGGCCCCGGAGGAGGCGAGCUGCGCGAGCGCGUCCGGAGAAUUCACGUGAAGCGGUACAGCACGUAUGAUGAUCGCCCCCUGGGACACUGAGACAGAACGGCCGCGGACGGCGGCUCAGGGCAGGCGUGCUCUUCCUCAUCCGUCGCACCGACAUCAUCAAAGACUCUACAGCACAUCCUGUUUGCUCCAAACUCUGGCUUUUGUUUCACCUAAAGAACGAUCAAAUAUGACUCAUAUGUGUGAUUGUUGGACUCUAUCAGUCUCUCAGAUGGACGGUGUGUUCACAGCAGAAUGUAUUUCUAAGCUCAGUACUGAUCCAGUUAACAUAGAACUGUGCCUCUAAUGCCUUACAGUGCUGCUCCUGACAGUCCUGGCUUUUACCAGUUGUGAUUAUUAAAAAUCCUUUUUUAUCUCGC